AUGUUUUAUGAUAAUGAUUCAACUGAUUGUAAAUUCAGCCAGUGUAAACUAUAUGGCAAAUUCGAAAGUACAACAGCAAAAAUCUUGGAUAACCAUACUGGAUCAUCUGAAUGUCGACCCAUUGAGAAGAAAGAAAAAAUAUCACCAUCUAUUCGAACGUUGAACGUUCUUGAAGAAACGAUACGCGAUUUGGAUCUCUACGAACAAAAGCUACUAGCUUUCUGCGGCCUAUGGGAAGACUAUCCUGAUCGUUUUUAUCAAAUGGAAUUUCGAAUUGAAAUGGGACAAUUAGUUGGUUACUCCAAUGUAAAUGGAAGUAAAGCUCUAGCAAGUUUCGAUGGGACUUUGAUCAAUAUGAUUAUCAUCUACCCACAAGAAUCGAAUCGACCUAUUGAUCAUUAUCGUGGUCGACUUGGCUGGAGUCAACAGUAUAUUGUUUGGCAAAAAGAAGAUUUUUCUCGUGAAAAUGGUUGGAAAUCAACACGACGAUGGAUUCGAAUCGAAUAA
Molecule: messenger RNA, 507 nt
Organism: Adineta ricciae
Lineage: Eukaryota; Metazoa; Rotifera; Eurotatoria; Adinetida; Adinetidae
Source: the annotation of a GenBank genome assembly